AUGGGCCCGGCGCUGCUCGGGCGGCUGCGGCGGCUCCUCCCCGCGGCCCCGCGGCCCGGCUGCGCCCCGCCGCCGUCCCGGGCCGCGCAGACGGGCGGUGCUGGAGCCCCGCGGUCGCGCCGCGAUCUCUACGAGGUGCUGGGUGUCCCGUCCACGGCGACCGCGGCGCAGAUCAAGACGGCGUACUACGAGAAGUCCUUCCGCUACCACCCCGACCGCAACGCCGGCAGCGCGGCCGCGGCCGCCCGCUUCGCCGCCGUCAGCGAGGCGUACCGGGUGUUGGGCAGCGCCGCGCUCCGCCGCAAGUACGACCGCGGGCUGCUGAGCGCCGAGGAGCUGCGCGACGCGCCCCGGCCCUCGGGCCGCCCUGCCGCCGCCGCCUCGCCGCCGUCCCGCGCCUCCCCCGCCCGCCCGGGGCCCGUCCCGACACCCUUCGACUUCGACGCCUUCUACCGCGCGCACUACGGGGAGCAGCUGCAGCGGGAGCAGCUGCUGCGGGCGCGGCGGGAGCAGCUGCGCCUCCGGCGGGAGGAGUCCGCGGCACAGGGACGCCUUCGGGCCCUCUCCGAUCUCUCCAUCGGGCUGCUCUUCUUCCUGGGGGUUGCUCUCAUCUACGGCCUCAAGUGACAGCGGGGCGGUGCUGGGGCUGGGCAGCCCCCGGGGUGUCCCCCCAGCUGCACAGUGUCACCGGGGGCCUGGCAGCGGGCUGGGCGUGUGCCCUGCACCGGCCUGGAUCCGCUGUUGGGGCUGUGACAUUGCACCCUGCCAGUGUGACCUUCAGGCACGGGAAAUGGCCAGCAGGCUUGACGGGCUGAGAGCUGGCCCCUGUGGCAGCGUGACCUUCAGACACACAGUGCCCCUGGCUGGCACAGGAUGUGCCCUCUGGGUGCCCUCGGGGGCACAGCCUGGGCCAGGCCACUCAGGGUGACCUUGCAGGGGGGGUGCAGGAGCUCUGCAGGCUCUUGCUCUGCCCCUCAGCCAACAGCACCUGCACAGGCCUGGCAAGUGAACACAGUUCUGGACUCUGGACUGGGACGUGUCCCCUCCUUGGCACAGCUGUGUGGCCGUGCUGUGCCCUGGUGCCUGCAGAGGUUAAAGGCUGUCAGAGGUGCUGUGUGUGCUCAGCUGUGCCUCUAGUUGCUGCUGCUGCCAGGCCUGUGCUGUCACACCUGCUGGUACCACCUCUCCUGGGAGCUCCUGAUGUCCCAGCUGCAUCACCCUGCUCAGAGUGGCAGUACAGGAGUCUUAGAUCAGACCUGAAACCUGAGCCCGUGGCCUGCUCAGUGUGUGACAUUGUCUGAGCUGUGUGGCAGCACUUUGGUGUCUGCAGCCCUCUGUCCUGCCAGGAGCUUUACACCACCCCUCCCUCUGAGGGUUUGGCUGUGGUGCACCUGUGAGCACCCAGUGCUGUUCUCUGUGUCUUACAUGUGUCUGAGCAUCAUUUGCACAAGAGAUUUGCCUAUUUAAAUGCUGAAGUGUUUUAAGAACUAAAGAUUGUGUUUCUCAGAGCCUUUUCUCUCUCCUUGGGUGGAGGUUCACCUGUGCUAUGCUGCUGCUGCCUGGAGGGAGAGAAGCCUCCUGGCCAUGGCCUGAGUGUGCCAAGGACUGUGUGGGACACUGGGUUUGCUGUCAGUGGGGUGAGCAGCAGCCCAACCCUUGUUCCCUCAUCUCCCAGACCCUGGGUUGUGUUUUGUCCCAGCACAAGAAUGUUACAGUGAAUGCCCUGUGUUUGCACUGUGGAUUUCUGUGAUCCUGCUCAGAGCUGGGCAGUGGUGCAGCAGGGACACUGUGCCUGCUGCUUGUGCAGGAUUGCUCCCUGCCUGCUCUCACAAGCUUGUGCCACCUCCAGCUGCUCACUAGAGGCUGCUGCGUGCUUGGACUGAGCUCAGCCCAGGGGCAGUGAGCUUUCCAGGAUCCUCACUGGGUGCCAGUCUGUCCCUUCAGCCGGGAUCACAGCUCUGGGAUGUCACAGUGGGACACACACAGGAGCCUGGCGUGCCCUGCUGCAGAGGGGAGCUCUGAAGCUGUGGCUCUGGCACCUGCUGAUGCACUGUCAUGGUCAUCUUCAUUCUGUAAAGCAAAUCACUGAGAAGAUCAGAGGUAGUUUUUGGGCAGAAUUUGGCAGGAGGCAUUACUUUCCAGGCUGGAAAAGCCAGCAGUGUCCGUGGCACUAGGGAGCUCUUCUCUGGCUCCCACCCAAACGGGUUUGGCAGUCCCUGCUGCUGGCUCUUCCUCUUCCUCCUCAAGUCUCCAUGAUAUACCUUGAAGAUUAAAGACAUCCAGCCAUAAA
Pyrgilauda ruficollis (rufous-necked snowfinch) is the source of this 2290-nucleotide messenger RNA. It is a transcript of the gene DNAJC30, whose product is annotated as DnaJ heat shock protein family (Hsp40) member C30. Bases 1 to 627 code for a protein of 208 amino acids. The transcript has a single exon. Lineage: Eukaryota; Metazoa; Chordata; Aves; Passeriformes; Passeridae. The record is from RefSeq and is a predicted model, not a curated record.